This is a messenger RNA of Penicillium macrosclerotiorum, 1011 nucleotides long. RefSeq lists its product as uncharacterized. The transcript has a single exon. The coding region runs from base 1 to 1011 and encodes 336 amino acids. The record is from RefSeq and is a predicted model, not a curated record. Lineage: Eukaryota; Fungi; Ascomycota; Eurotiomycetes; Eurotiales; Aspergillaceae.
AUGGCUCUCAAUGACACUGGCCUCACGCUCGGGUCGAAGAUUUCCCUCCCAGUCUCCUAUAUCGUCGCGUCCUUUCUCUCAGUCGCCCUCUACAAUGUGAUCGAGUUAACGAUUACUCUCUUCCUGACCUUCAAACGUCGACGCGGUCUCUAUUUCUGGAGCUUCUUCGUCGCAACCUGGGGGAUUGCCAUUUAUGCCGUCGGUUUCAUUCUCAAAGACUUUGGGCUAGCAACGUCGAUCUCAUAUUUUUACGUCACUUUAAUCGUCGUGGGCUGGUGCAUGAUGGUCACAGGCCAGUCAUUAGUCCUUUACUCCCGGCUUCACCUAGUUGUGCAUAGUCGUCUCAUACUCCGUUUGGUCCUUGGGAUGAUCAUCACCAAUGCGAUAAUACUCCAUAUUCCGACCAUAGUGCUUUGUUAUGGAGCCAACUCUCCAUCAUUUUCCCGCUUCGAAACACCAUAUUCGGUGUACGAAAAAAUUCAAGUCUCAAUAUUUUUCGUCCAAGAAACCAUCAUUUCGUAUAUUUACAUCCAUGAAACACGAAAAUUACUUCGUUGUGAGCGCGAAUUUGUUGAGCUUAAUGGCGACUCUGGCAAACGACUCCUACUUUUUUUGAUUUUGAUUAACGUCACGGUGAUUAUAUUGGACAUUUUCAUAUUGGUACUCGAGUAUGUGGGCCGAUAUACGUCACAGACUGCAGUCAAAGGAUUUAUAUACAGCGUGAAGUUGAAGCUGGAAUUCACAAUUCUGAAUCGUUUGGUUGAGUUUGUCCAGAGAUCACGAUGCUCUGUUUCGAGUUUGGUCGAUGGAAGUGGCUCUCAACAUAGUUGGAAUAUCCGACACGAGGAACAAAGCACUGAAAUUCGUCAUCGUCGUUCACAUUGUUCUUUUGCUGUUUUCGCUCGCAAGGUUCAUCAUGAGCUUGGAAUAUCUGCCGAGAAAUAUGUUCUGAAGGUUACGCACAUUGUGAAGAGGAAGCAGGUUGUUGGAGCUUGUGCGGCGUCAAGCUGA